CAAGACUACAUUGAUUUGUUGCUUCACUACUUUGACCACAGAUUUAAAAACACAAUACAGCUUUAUUUGAAUGCUUAGUUAAUUUAACGACCAAUUACCUUUUAAUGCGGUGUUUAGUAUCAAUUUAAUUCAAUAAACUAAUUCAGAAUAGCGCUGCACUUCAGUGUGGAGCUGACCAGUGGAUAAGAAAAAUGUAUUCUUUAAAGAUUUUUCUUUUUAUUUAUAUACAAGGGUGUGUAUGGAGUUUAAACUGGUGCGCUGCGGACGAAGUGCAGGCUUUGAUAUUGGCGCGUGGUGGCUCUAAAGGUAUUCCGAAUAAAAAUCUGGAAAAGCUUAAUGGCACAUCUUUACUAGGACGUACAAUAACGAUAUUAAAUAGUUCCAAUUUAUUUGAACACAUUUGGGUAUCAACGGAUUGUGAGUUGAUAGCAAGCGAGGCGAUUAAAUUUGGCGCCUUGGUGCACAAGCGAGAUGCCAUCUACGCUCGGGAUAAUACUUCCUCCUUGGAGUCUGUCAAAGAAUUUUUAGCUGCCCACGACUCUAUUAAUAGAGUAGCAUUAUUUCAAUGCACUUCAGUGUUUUUGAAAGAGAACUACGUCUACGAAGCGCUGCAGCAAUUUGAGUCUAGGGAUUGCGCUUUUGCAGUAACUAGAUCUCAUAAAUUACGGUGGAAGUUGCAGGAAAAUGGAAAUAUAGUGCCAUUAAAUUUCAAGCCAGAAUGCAGGCCACGGCGACAAGAUUGGCCGGGUGAAUUAAUUGAAACAGGCAUGUUUUACUUUUCCACAAGGCAGUUGGUGAUGGAAGAGAAUCGUUUUCAAAACGAAAAGUGAAUGUGGUAUAGUUGAAAUCGACAUCGUUGACUCAUUGGAAAUUGAUACACGCACAGAUCUUGUACUGGCCGAAUGUCUUAUAGCGCAGGGAUCACGUAUCACAGGCACGACGGCAGCUUGCACAAAUCUGCUUUAAAGAUUAAAUUUUUAAAUAAAAAUGCAAUUGAGCUCAUUUGAGUACUAUAAAAU
Messenger RNA from Rhagoletis zephyria (snowberry fruit fly), 1019 nucleotides. RefSeq names its product CMP-sialic acid synthase (gene Csas). Lineage: Eukaryota; Metazoa; Arthropoda; Insecta; Diptera; Tephritidae. Gene Ontology annotation, molecular function: N-acylneuraminate cytidylyltransferase activity. The record is from RefSeq and is a predicted model, not a curated record.